CGAGCGCCGCGCAGGCCCCCGAGGACCCCGGGUUGCCGGCGCUGGCCGCCGCCCGCUCCUUCCGGCUCCUCCCCGUGGCGCGGAGGACGCGUGAGCCGCGGGGUCCGGAGCCAGCGCGGCGAGGACCAUGGUGCUGCCGAACAUCCUGCUUACCGGUACACCGGGGGUUGGAAAAACCACGCUAGGCCAGGAACUUGCAUCGAGAUCAGGACUGAAAUACAUUAAUGUGGGUGAUUUAGCUCGAGAAGGGCAGUUAUAUGGUGGCUAUGAUGAAGAGUACGAUUGUCCCAUUUUAGAUGAAGAUAGAGUAGUUGAUGAAUUAGAAAACCAAAUGAGUGAAGGUGGAGUUAUUGUUGAUUACCAUGGUUGUGAUUUCUUCCCUGAACGAUGGUUUCAUAUAGUUUUUGUGCUGAAAACAGAUAACAGCGUACUGUACAAAAGACUUGAAACAAGGGGUUAUAAUGAGAAGAAACUAAAUGACAAUAUUCAGUGUGAAAUUUUUCAAGUUCUUUAUCAAGAGGCAUUAGCAUCCUACAAGGAAGAAAUAGUGCAUCAGCUGCCCAGCAAUAAACCAGAAGACCUAGAGGAUAACAUCAAUCAGAUACUGAAAUGGAUUGAGCAAUGGGUCAAAGAUCAUACGUCUUGAUUAAAACGAGUGGCCACUUAACAAUCACUCUUGAUGUAUCUCUGCUCACAUGCUACAAAUUAUCCAAAUAUCAGUAAAACUUCUUUAUUAAAAUUGUGCUGCAGGACUAGUAGAUGAAUAGUAAAAGGUUUAUGUUUAUUUUUUUCUCCAUGAGAAAGCUAAAUAAUCUCAAAUAUAAUGAAUAUAUUAAGACUGAAAGCUGUCAUAAUUUAAUGCUUCAACUGCUAAAGAAUAUAUAAAUCUGACCAAAUGGGUAGGUAUCUUUUAAGCUUUUACAGAGGAAAAUGAAAAUGGUCUCUUAAAUAAUGAUAAAGUAUCACAUUUUACUUUUUAUUUCUUUAAAUUAAAAAAAAUGGAAGUGGUAAUACUUGCAUUUGUAUAAAAUUUGUAAGGGUGCAAAGGGUAUACUGGAAAGGUAGGUUUCCCUUCCAGACCACCCCUGUUCUUCAGCCACUCUAGAACCCCUCCCUUUAGGAAGCAGUGUUACUGGAUUCCUAUAUGUCUUUUUAGAGUUUUUCUAUGUCUGCAAAGCAUGUGUGUUUGGACAUUUUUUUAAGCACAUGGUAGCAUAUCAUGUACACCAUUCUUUAUUUUUUUUCACUUAAUAUAUUUUGAAGAUUAUAUCAUCUCAAAAUAUAUAGAUCUCCCUAUUUUUUUAUUGAUUCAAUUCACAUAUCAAAUUCAUUGAAGUCACUGGUUUUUAUCAUAUUCAAAAGACUGUGCAGCCAUCACCACUAUUAACUUUGUAACAUUUUCAUCAUCCCACCCAAAAGAAGUCCCAUACCCAUUAGCAGUCAUUUCCCAUUUUUCCCUUCUCCCAGCCCUUUGAAAUCACAAAUCUACUUAGUGUAUAUGGAUUUGCAUAUUCUGAGCAUUUCAUAUAAAUGGAAUUUAUCCGGC
Molecule: messenger RNA, 1546 nt
Organism: Manis javanica (Malayan pangolin)
Lineage: Eukaryota; Metazoa; Chordata; Mammalia; Pholidota; Manidae
Gene: AK6
Product: adenylate kinase 6
Cellular component (GO): cytoplasm; nucleus
Molecular function (GO): ATP binding; AMP kinase activity; ATP hydrolysis activity
Source: RefSeq, a predicted model, not a curated record